Molecule: messenger RNA, 14772 nt
Organism: Bufo bufo (common toad)
Lineage: Eukaryota; Metazoa; Chordata; Amphibia; Anura; Bufonidae
Gene: SON
Product: SON DNA and RNA binding protein
Exons: 14
Coding region: 135-14030 (4631 amino acids)
Biological process (GO): regulation of mRNA splicing, via spliceosome; regulation of cell cycle
Molecular function (GO): RNA binding
Source: RefSeq, a predicted model, not a curated record
UCGGAAAAGUGCAUGGACCAUCGGGAGGAGGCGGAGUAGGUCCGGAGCGCCAUGGCGACCAACAUAGAACAGAUCUUCCGUUCUUUCGUCGUGAAUAAAUUCAAGGAGAUUCAGGAGGAAAACCGUAACAGGGAAUGAAAAUCACCGGUGAUAAGAGUGAUCUGUCCAUAUCACAGGCAGGUACAGGGCCAGCAGCUCUACAGUGUGAGGACCCCAUCAAACAGCUCCUCAUAACCCAGCUUCCAGGACCUCUUGAAAACAUGGACAGCUCUCCUAAUGGUGAACUCGCCGCCCCAGGGACAGAAGAUGCUUUAGAAGUUGCUACCCAGAACGAGGGGAGCAGUCAGACAGUCUCUACCCAGAACGAAGGGAGCAGUCAGACGGUCGCUACCCAGAACGAAGGGAGCAGUCAGACGGUCACUGAAGACACAGGAUCGAAGCCCAUGGAAGUUGAGGAGACAGAGAAUCCAGAAAAGGAAAGUGAAUCGAAAGACUUGAAAACUACAGACCUAAGCUCAGAUGAUGAUGGAAAAAAGGAUUCAUCAAAGAAGAAGUCAAAAAAGCACAAAAAACACAAAAGCAAAAAGAAAAAAAAGAAAAAGAAAAAAGAGAAAAAUGAGAAGAGGUCAAAGUCUGCUUCAAGUGUUGAGGACCAAGAGAAUGUCUGUUCAGAAUCAAAGUCUGCUUGGAAACCAGUCAUUUCAUCUCCGAGCGAGCAAAACACAUUAAACACUUCGUCAUCCCAAAUGGAAGAGAAUGUAGAUACCCUGCCUUCAAUUAAUGUUCAAGAUCAUAAUGUGGAUUCAGUGAAAGAACAUCCUGCAAGGCCUCAGUCAGAUAUUGAUUCAGGAUUCUUUGGUCCAAAGUGUCCAAAUGAAAUGCAUUUUUCAAAUAAUCUUACAAUCUGUGAAGUUGAAAUGACAGAACUGUCAAAAGAACCGACCGUUGAUUGUCAGCAAAAUAUUGAAAACCUGAAAUGUAGUGAGGAAAAUAAUGAAAAACCACAUACAAACUGUGAAACUGCUGAGGCCCUCCAAAAUGAAAUAUUAUUGCCCCAGCCAGUCUUAACUCUUUUAGAAGAAAAAACUGUUGAAUUGGGGAGUAGAUUAGGUUCUGAAACAAAUGAAGUUCCCCUUGAACAAUCUGACAAUAUUUCAUCAAUACCAAUGCAGCCACAGUCAAAAUCGGCUGGUGAAAAUCUGUCAAAAGAAAGAGAAAAAUCAAAGUCAAAAUCAUUAGCAAGAGAAAAAUCGAGGUCCAAGUCCUUGACUAAGGUGCCAAAGAAACAACCUAAUUUAAAAUCUAGGCAGAGAUCACGUUCUAGCUCCAUCGUACGAAGACGAAGGUCACGAUCCAGCUCAUUUGGUCAGAGACGGAGAUCAAAAUCCAAAUCUCCAGUUAGGCGAAGACGAUCAAAGUCUAGCACUCCGGCGCGGUAUUCUAAAUCGCCAAUACGGAGUUGGUGGUCAAAGUCAAUAAAAAUCAGACAAAGGUCUGUGUCAAUUGAAAGAAGGCGACGGUCCCGGUCAAGAUCCUUAGGAAAGAAACGUCGGUCAAGAUCCAGAUCAUCUGAAAAGGGACACUAUUCAAGGACAAGAUCCAGUGCAAAAAGAAUAUGGUCAAGAUCUCGAUCUGCAAAUAGAAGAAAGUCCAGAUCAACCAGCCGCAAACAUAGGCAUCGUUCAAGAUCAGCAAGUAGACGAAAAUCAAGAUCUGCCGUAAGGACUCCCCCAAAGUCUAGCUCACCUUCAAGGAAACGGAAAUCAAAGUCUGCAUCUCCUCGUAGGAGGCAAAAGUCAAAAACAUCCUCCCCUGUCAGACAUAGAUCAAGGUCUCGAUCAGCUGUCCAAAAAUAUAGGUCCAGAUCGGGUGCAGUUGCCAGAAGACACCGAUCCAGAACUGGUUCAGAUUCCAGACGACGCAAGUCGAGAUCUGGCUCUGCUUUGAGAAGGCGCAGGUCAAGGUCUCCUUCAGUUUCCAGAAGGCAAAAGUCAAGGUCUCCAUCGGUCUCUCGAAGACUAAGGUUGAGGUCUCAGUCGGUGUCUAGAAGGCGCAGGUCGAGGUCUGCCUCGGUGUCUAGAAGGCGCAGGUCGAGGUCUGCCUCGGUGACCAGAAGGCGCAGGUCGGGGUCUGCCUCGGUGUCUAGAAGGCGCAGGUCGAGGUCUGCCUCGGUGUCUAGAAGGCGCAGGUCGAGGUCUCCCUCGGUGUCUAGAAGGCGCAGGACGAGGUCUCCCUCGGUGUCUAGAAGGCGCAGGACGAGGUCUCCCUCGGUGUCUAGAAGGCGCAGGACGAGGUCUCCCUCGGUGUCUAGAAGACGCAGGACGAGGUCUCCCUCGGUGUCUAGAAGGCGCAGGACGAGGUCUCCCUCGGUGUCUAGAAGGCGCAGGACGAGGUCUCCCUCGGUGUCCAGAAGGCGCAGGACGAGGUCUCCCUCGGUGUCCAGAAGGCGCAAGACGAGGUCUCCCUCGGUGUCCAGAAGGCGCAGGUCGAGGUCUGCCUCCAAAACGCGCAGGUCAAGAUCUGACUCUGCCUCCAGAAGGCGCAAGUCAGGAACUGUUUCAGGCAUACAGGGACAAAAGUCACAAUCUUCAGCAACAAUAAAGUCUAGGUCUACAUCAGUUGCAAGGGGAGAGCAAUCCACAUUGCUGUCAAGUGCCAGUAAAGUCCAGUCAAGAGAUGACAAGAUGUCAAGCUCUUCUUUGGAAAGGAGAUCAAGGUCGAAAGGAAAAAAUGAAAAAUCAAGGUCAAGAUCUAGGUCUGUCCCUUUGAACUCAAAAUCUGUGGAAAGUGAACCUGCAUUGCAAACUAAAUCUUCUGCUGAACAAAGAAUCCCUGGAACAAUGUCAUUAGAUGAAAAUCAACUUUCCAUUUCUACGUCAAUUGUUGAAUCAGUUGGUCCAAAUUUAUCUACAGUAGAAAAGAAUGUUGAAAUGAAAUUGCUCGAUAAUUCAACUUCACUGACUGAACCAAAAAACUGUGCAUCUCAAUCUAAAACCAGUUCACCCAUACCAUGCAAUGAUAAUGGUAUAGAAAUUGAGUCUUCAGAGUCUUUAGCAGCAGAUAAUAAUGUGCAUAGUUCAUCAACCAUGUCUGUGGAGGAUGAUCACAUGAAAUUAGCAUGUUUCAAAUCUCCAACUGACCAGACUAAUUCUACAGAAUGUGACAUGGAUAUUGAGGAAAUCUCUUUUACACCUAUAGAGACUGAUUGCAUGGAACAACCAGUGGAACUUGUAAAUGUGGUUAAGUUUCCUGAAGAAGCAUCCGAGGUAGAGAAUACAAAGGUAGUAGAUCUAAUUCUUGAUGAGCCUGAGCAAAAGACUUUAGGCAAUACUGCAGUAGAUGGGACUCGGAGUUCUUCUGCAGACUUUGGUCAGUUCCAUGGACUCUCACAGCUGGCAAGCUCUUGUACCAUGGAGUCCACAGAACGUAUUAAGUCUGACGUUUGUGAGGAGAGGUCCAUGGUUGCUCCCUUAGAAGCUCAAGAUCUAACCAAUUCCUCAUGUCUCAUUAAGCCUAACAUGGAAGAUAAACUAGAAUUUGCUCAAAAAGAUUCGGAUUCUAUAUGCAAAACCUAUUUAAAUGCAAUAGAACAUUCAUCUGCUAUAACCAAAUCUCCAGACUUAACAUUACCAAUUACGGAUCCUUUGUCAACAUGUAUGAAAAACGCAGAAAAUCAAUUGGAAUCUUUGCAGAGCUCUUCAACAACUGACCAUACUAUUUCUGAAGGAAACGCAUAUGUUUCUCCAAUGAUCUCAAAUAAUGAAAUCUUAUAUAAUAAGCAAGAAAAUAUUGUAAUCAAUAGUUUAGUUUCAAAUGAAAGCCACAAUUUCCCAGGACAUAGUAGUCCAAGCACUAUGUUCCCUGGUAGUUGGAAGCACACUGAGGAAGAUAUGUCUACAAAUUUGUUAAAUGAUUUUUCCCACCAGAGAAGCACUCCUAAUUUCAAGUCACCAACCAUCAAUUAUGAUAUUUCAAAUAGGAGUCAUGAAUCUAAAGAGGAAAUUCUUGAAUCUAGUCAGUCUGAAGCACAUCUGAAAAGAAUGGAGUUAACAAUUGUUCAAGAUACUCUUAGUGCUGAGCACAGUAUUUCCAGCCCUGCAAAACAGAGUUCAAGUCAUGACAUUCGUAUAUACAGUGAAACAGAAAAAAGUGACCCCAGCUUUGUUGCUCAAAGUGAUUUACAAGACAAUUCUACAUAUAAGGAACUUGUGUCAAAUGAUUAUAAUUUCAAGGAAACAGGUGAAUCUGAAGAAUCGCACCCUUUUGAGAGCAAGACUAAAGAAGUAAAGCUAAUGAAAGAAAAUAAGCAGAGUUUAUCUAGCAUGCACAUCCAUGAAGAUCUUACUAGUACUUGUCAAGCUGUGGAAUCUAAUAACUUACCAGGAUCCUCGCCUUACAUGAUUACAUCUUUGACCACCUCUCCUUCUGAGGUAGAGAAGCUAAAUGUUCUCAAUAAAAGUGAAUAUUCUAGCAUGGAAGAAAAGCCUGCCUCUGAAAGUACCCCACAGAAUAUUCCAGUUCCGUUACAUGUGGAUGACACUGAGUUCUCAAGAUCCAAAGAACUAACUACUUCAGAUGGUUCAAAUAUUACAAACUUGACUUCUCAAGCACAUCCUAGCAAAUUGCUAUGUUCAUCCACUAAGAUCAGUGAAGUAUCGUCUGAAGAGAAUACGGAUUGCACGUCUGUUACUUCAUGUAAUGAGAAGUCUUUAACUGACUCAGCAGAAGAUAAAAUGGAAAUCCAAAGACCUGGUAAAGUGCUUUCAAACACUAUUAAUGCAGAAUCCUACUCUGAUGAAUGUAAAAGAGUUCCAAAACCUUCCCCUUUUAACAAUUUGAAUGAAAGCUGCACAAAACAAGAUGUGGACACGUUUUUGCAUGGUGAUGGUGCCCGGUUGGAGAGUUCUUCAAACAGUAUGCCAAGCAGUGUCCCUGAAGUCAUCUGUCAUUUAGAAGAAAACACUUGUGCAACAGAACAGAAUUCUUUAACUGCUCCCCUUAGUGAAAAACAGUGCUUCAGUGCAUCUCAAAGUUCUGAUGGGAGCCUUGAAAAAGUUGACCAGAAGAAUCAAGAAAAUAAUUUAGCUCAAAACAUUGAACACACUGUUGCAAAUACAGAGACUGAUAAAAAAGAUUGUUCUGCGAAUAGUAUUCCACAGAGAGACCCUGUUAGUAAGCACAGUCAGUCUGUUUCAAAAGAUUUGGCUAUAAGUGAUGACUGCAACAGCCAAGGAAAUAGAGUUAAAUCUUAUACUCCAGAAAGUAGCCGGAGUUUUCGUAUACAACAAAAAGUCAUAUCCAAAAUUGAAGAAAGGAUGAAUUUUGAGGAAGAAGGUUCAAUUAAGUCAUUAACUAAGGAGCCUGAAUUACAAACGCCAGAGCAGAGUGCAAAUGCUGAACCUACUUGUGGUGAUUUAAGACUAAGUAUGUCCACAGAAGAUCCAAAAUUGUCACCUAAGCCCUUAUUGCAUGAGACAGGGAGGCUUUCUGUUUCUUCUAUGCCAGUUCAGUUCAAAUUUAGCAAAACCUUUAAGACUCUUGGUGUAUCUCAGCUUUGUAGCACAUCUGAAGAUUCAUCUGAUGUAGAAUCUUCUAAAGUUAACACAUCUUCCUCUGUUAUCCGUAACACCACAUUGUCAGCAUCAGAUACGUCAAGGUCUCGUAUGAAGACUUCAGAAUUACGAACUACUCCACAAACGUCUGAUAUUGGUGUAGAGCCUUCCAAGUCCUGCUCUUCUGUUACAGAAUCCUCUCAAUCAGACAAUCAGUCCAGUCAGCUUUCUGAGAAAGAUGGCUUGCAGCCUGAAAGCCUCCAGGCAGCAGAUGACUCUCAGACUGGUUCAAGUGCCAAGCACACAUUUCCCCAUAUUUCUAAUGCUGCAUCUAAAUUGGGAGUGAAGCAGCGGCAGUACAGGUCAAGAUCUGUAGCUCAAGACAGUCGAACACCUUCUGUAGACAGAGGGCAUGCCUCUCGUUCACGUUCUCGUUCUCAAAGGCGACGCUCACAUUCUAAAUCUUCAUCACGGAAAAAGAGGUCCCAGUCAACAGCCAGAAAGAAAAGCUCACACUCGAAGUCUGACAGAAAAAAGCGUUCCCGAUCAAGAGACCGUAAGAGACGCUCGCAAUCCAAGGGCAAGAAAAAACGAUCUACUUCGAAGUUGUCAGGAAAAAGAAAGCACUCCAGAUCAAAAUCAUCAGAGAAGAUUGGGAGUUCUAAAUCUUCAGGAAAGCAGAGGAAAUCGCGUUCUAAAUCAAAAACCCAAAAAAAGUCUAAGACUCCAGAAAAGAAAGAGAGGUCACGUAGUAAAUCACAACCAAGAAAAAAUUUACAUUCUAAAACAUCAAGUUCUAGAAAGCGAUCACGGUCCAAAUCUUCAAACCGGAGGAAAAAAUCACGCUCUAAAUCAUUAUCCUCAAGAAGUCGAUCACGAUCAGUAUCUUGGAAACGCUUUUCCCGCUCAAGGCCUUCAUUACAUAGGAAACUUUCCCAUUCCAGUUCAAGAUCAGUUUCUCCACUAAGACGUUCCCGUUCAAUAAAUAAGAGGCGUUCUUACUCAAGAUCUCCAGCUGCACGAAGUCCUUCAAGAUCGCGGUCAAGAUGGCAUCGUUCAAGAUCUCGUGGAAGAUGGCGUCGUUCACGUUCUCUUUCAACCUCCAGACGUCGCUCUAGAUCAACAUCUAGACCUUCUCUAUUGACUAAGAAAAGAAAAUCGUUGUCACCUAGUCGUAGGCGAAGGUCACGAUCCCAAAACAAACAGAAAGAUAAGUCUCCUCUAAGUAAACGCAAGUCAGCCUCUCCACAACCGCUACUGCUACCACCAACACAGAAAAAAAGUGCCCAGUCAAAACCAGCAGGUUUUAAGCACAGCAUUGGAUUGAAGUCUCUAAUUCAGAAACAGUUAUCCCAAGCCAAAUCACAAGGAUCAGCUGGAAAGUUGUCUAAGGAACAAGUACCUUUACCUACUGCAACAAAUAGAUCACAGUUUUCAAUAUUUUCUGCUAGAACACAGGCUUCUAUGUCUAACAUGAGCACUAUUGGACAGAUCCAGGUUCCUAAUCUGGCUGAUGUACCUCUACCUAAUAUGUCUGCAGCAAGUCAAAUUCCUAUGCCAAGCGUACCUCCUGCAGAACCGCUUUCUAUGUCUAGCUUAGCUGCUGAAACACAGUUGUCUGUUCCUGACUUAACCACUGCAAACCAAUGGCAUGUACCAGAUAUGUCUGGAGCACAAUGGUCUGUACCUGACAUUGCUGCAGGAACCCAAUGGUCUAUGACAGACCUAGGAACUGCUACCCAGUGGCCUAUGUCUGAUCUAACAACUGGCUCACAUUGGCCUAUGCAUGAUUUGACUGUUGGAGCACAGUGGUCUAUGCCUGAUCUUGCUGCUGGCACACAAUGGGCUGUACCAGAUGUAGCCACUGGAGCACAAUGGGCAGUGCCUGACUUGGCUGCUGGAACACAAUGGGCUGUGCCUGAUCUUACUGCAGGAUCUCAGUGGGCCAUGGCUAAUAUGACUGCUGCAGCACAGUGGGCAGUACCAGACUUGGCAGCAACAGCACAGUGGGCUGUGCCUGAUCUUACUGCUGGAGCACACAUACAAAGGGCUGACUUGGCACCAGAAGCUCAAGUCCCAGGCUCAGACCUUGCACUUGAAGCUCAGGUUCCAGGUUCUGACCUAGCCACUGAAGCCCAAGUCCCUGGAUCAGAUUUAGCUGCUGAAGCACAAGUACCUGGGUUUGACAUGGUAGCUGAAGCUCAGGUACCUCCUGAACAUGACUUAACUUCUGAAGAGCAUAACAUGAUGCCCGACGUAGCUGCUGAAGCAUUGGUGCCAGUUGCAAGUUCAACAUUUGUCCCUGAUGUUGCCGCAGGAAUUCCAUUACCUGAUGUUGCGGCACAGUUGCCAGUACCUGAUGUUGCUGCUACAAUACACAUGCCAGAUGUGGCAACAGAAGCACAAAAUCAGAUGUCUGAUUUUGUUGCUACACAAGCCUAUAUGUCUUUGGCACCUAAAGAGUCAGUUGAGGAUUCACAUUAUGGAGAGCCUGAUGUAUCUUCUAAACAUCAAGAAGAAUCUGAUUCUUGCGCUUUUGUACAGGAGUCAUCACUGGAGCCUAAUGUUAAUGUUUUGCAAAAUUUUAAAAUGGAAGAAACUUUAUCCUCUGUGCAGCAAUUGCCAGUAGUUUUUACAGAAAACACUCUGUCAACUGAGUUGAGUGAAAAAAACAUCUCACUGGUCAAAGGUGACCUACAGAUACAUCAAGACGCAGAAACAAAUGUGUUAAUUAACCCUCCACAAGUAGAAGCUGCCAUGGAACCUCAUCUUAAAACAUGUAGGUCAUCUGAUGCCUCUUUUGCUUCCUUUGAGAGCUCUGAUUACUCUGUCCCUUCUGAAUCUGUGGAGUCAAAUCAUACACAAGAAGAGUUGAUUGAUUGCCAUAAAAAUUCGGACACUUCCUUACAGUUUGAACCCCAAGCUAACUCUAACUUUUCUGUUGAAUCGCAAUCCAGUCCCAUACAAACGGCAUGUGUUGAAUCCAAUGAAGUCCAUGAUCAGCCUCUAAUUGCUGUAACAAACUCAAUGACUGACGACAGCCUAAAGGCUGAAUCAUAUAAUAGUUCUGAUCAUAUGGUGAUGGAGGACGUGUGUUCAAAAUCUGUCUCUACCAAAUUGGUUUCACCUUACGCCAGCCAUGAUAACACAUUACAAAAUGAAACCUCUGUUAAUUCUAACACCACACAGGAAAUUAACACUCACAGUAUUUCUGACGUAAGUGAAAGUGAAACUUGUACUCCUGACUAUUCUCAGCAAGUGGUACUGAAUCCUAGCCUUGGCCUCCCUUAUCAGACUGAACGCUGUGUUAGUCCAGAAAAACCACGGCUUGUUGAACCAUAUACAAGCCCAGACCAUCCUCAAUUGGUGGAGCCCUAUACAAGUCCAGUACAUCCCCAGUUGGUUGAACCCUACCCCAUCCCACAGCACCGCCCAUUAGUGGAACUCUAUUCCAGUCCAGAGCAUCCUCAUCUUGUAGAACCAUAUGCAAGCCCAGACCUUCCACAGCUAGUUGAACCAUAUGCUAGCCCAGAUCGGCAACAGUUGUUUGAACCCGAAACAGAGCACAGCCAAACUUCUCGACCAAUAAGUCCUGCCUUUGUGCAAAACACCUGUAGCCUUGCUGAAAAACCUGAAGAACAUUCUGACUCAGUCCAUAUUCUAACACCUGCAGCUGUGACAUGCACUCAAAUAAAUUCAGACUCCCCAUGCUCUGAUAGUUCAGAUGUCAAAAGUGAUUUUUCCCAAGUGCAUGAAUACUCUACGACCUCAGAUAUAGCCAAAAAACAAGAUGAAAUAGUUGAUUAUUCUCAUUUCAGUGAAGCAACUUCUGCAAGUGUAUCUGUGCAAGAGGUUCCUUGCCCAAAUCUUCUAAAAACUUCAUCAGAAAGCAGCUUUAUUCCCAAGGAAUCGGCUGCAGAAGAAUGUUCCUGGACAGAAGGUAAGCUUGUAGAAAUGCCUUCAGGAUCUCUAUUGGAGCCCUCUUCAAGCCCUUCCCAGCUUUGCAGUCCUCACACAGUUCAUCAUGAUGAAUCCUGUAUCAUCACUAACAACAAGCCUUCUGAUUCAUGUAGUUCUGAUGAGCCAAAGUUCAAUUCAUCUUGUGUUACCACCAAUGACCAGCUUCUGGGCGAACAGUGUUUAACAGAUGAGCAUGGCCAGUCAAAAGAACUUUAUUCUGUUAAGGAAGAUUCCCAACCACAUAAAGACUUCAUCAGUUCAGAACAAGUGCAAGAAAAAACAUAUAAUAUACCAGUUCAACCUCAAGAAAAUAUUCUAAGUCCAUCUGUACCACACACAAAUGAGCAAUGCCUUAAUGCUACUUGUGUACCAUUUACAGAAUAUGAACACCCUUCUGCUGACUCAAUUAGCCACCCAGACAAAAACUUGUGCGUUACUGUUGUAUCAAAUACCAUCAUAAAUUUGCAAGAUGAAGAUCCCAUCAUGCCUUUAACAGACAUACCUGAACAAGAAACGAUCCCUCAACAUUCGCACUCAGAAGAAAGUAAAGCUGCUUUUGGUUGCGAUCUUCCUGACAAAUUGGUUACAACUCAAGUUGAUGAGCUCUUAGAAAAACCUCACAGUUCAGACCCAGUUGUGCUGCAUGACUCUCAAGAUGGCGGUUCUGCAUCCCCUUCACAACAACUAUCUGAUUGUCCUAACAGUUUUCUGCCAGAGCAUUCGACAGAUGCUGACCAAAGCACACAACCAGAAGAUUCUACCAAAAUCAAGCAAAGGUUUGACCAAACUAUUACAACUGGUGACUCUCCUAACACUGAUGCUUUUCAAUCACCAGAAUUUGACGGGUCUGUUGAAAAACCAUUUUCUACUGAAAAUACUUCGUUGCCAACAGAUUUGCCAGGCUUAAACCAAGAUGAACUACAGGGUAUGACUUCAAACCAAACUUCGGACUUGUCUGAAUGUAUGACGCAUAAACCUGAGAACUCUGGUGAAUGUAUUAAAACUGAUAACCAUUUUACAUCUACUCCACCAGACCUUUUGCCUUAUGAUUCUGAUCAGCCACCGGAUGUGUGUUCUGAACCUUCAUCUGAGCUAGUUUCAUUCAACUCACAGCCACCUCCUGAACUUCUGCCUUAUGAUUCUGAGCAACCUGCAAACUCUUUUCUUAGUACUUCAGAUUAUUCUACUGAACAAGGUUCUUUAGACUUUCAUGCACCGCCUGAGUUAUUGCCCUAUGAUUCUGAUCAACCCACUGUCUUGCAGAACCAACCAACAGAACCUACUGGAGAAGAACUACCUGAGUAUGAGUCAACUGUUAGCCAUCAUGAAACAAAGAAAGUUCUAGAUCUGCAUUCAGUCGACUCUGGGGAAAACUGUGGUAACAGUGAAAGCCUGAAUAUGCAUGAGAUCCCACAGAAAUGUGAGCCUUCCAAUCAAACGUUCAACGAGGAGUUUAAUUUUGUAAAGGAAGUAUCUUCUGAAUGUUCUAUAAAAGAGGUUCCUUCAACAGAGCAAGAGUUUAUUUCGGAUACUUUGCAAGAACCUUCAGUUCCAUCUGCAGUUGUUGAUUGCACCCAAGAGGAUCAUAGUUCUUCCCAGUCUUUAACUGAUGAGCACCUUCAUACUGCUCAGCCAUUAGCAGAAAAUGAGCAACCUGUUUUACAGCCAGUUUUAGAUUCCGAGAUCCCAGCAGAUAUAGUUUCUAGGGAUGAAAAUGAUACAGAACAAGCCUCUCCAUUAGCAAAUAUUCCUGACCCCAAUGCUGAGCAGUUCUCUUCAUCUUGUGAGUUGGAGAAUACCUCGGAAUCUGAAACUUUAAGAGUUUUGCCUUUGAUGCAAGAUGAAGUUUUUCUGGAGACAACAGGGAAAAGUUCACCACUAAUGUCCUUGACAAAUGCUGAGUGUCAACAACCCAAGUCUGUAUGUACAAAGACGGAUCACAUUUCAGAAGUUAAAAGCAGACAUGAACAUUCGCGUUCACGAUCCAUAGACAGAAAGCAAUCUACAUCUAAAUCGGCCUCACAAAAUAAGCGUUCUCGCUCUAAAUCGGUGACACAGACAGAGAAGUCACAUUCUAAAUCUUUAGCAAGAUCAAGGAGAACCAAGUCACGCUCAGCUUCUACUGAAAGCAACAGACAAUCUCCUUCUGUAGUAAAAAGGAAGAAAAACACAUCUGUGGUGCAUAAAAGAUCCUCAAGGUCAGCAUCCCGGGGACGUAGACUGCGUUCUCACUCCUCCUCACUGUCUCCUAGAAAGCGCUCUCGGUCAUCGUCUUGGAGGCGCUUGCAUUCUCAGUCCCGCCAAAGGCAUUCUCGCUCACCCGAAAUUCAUAAGAGGUCUCGGUCACCUUCAGUACCCAGCAAGAAAAGAUCACAUUCAUUGUCCCGCAAGAGGCGUUCACCUUCUUCUUCUGCAACUCGUAAGAAAAGCUCCCCUUCACCUGCAACUCGCAGGAGACGCACACCUUCCCCACCAGCCACUCGCAGGAGACGCUCACCCUCUGUCACUCGCAGGAGGAGGUCCCGCUCACCCUCUGUCACUCGCAGGAGGCGGUCCCGCUCACCCUCUGUCACUCGCAGGAGGAGGUCCCGCUCACCCUCUGCAUCUCGCAGGAGACGCUCUCCUUCACCUUUUGCAGCACGCAGGAGACGCUCUCCUUCACCUUUUGCAUCACGCAGGAGACGCUCUCCUUCACCUGCUGCAUCACGCAGGAGACGCUCUCCUUCACCUGCUGCACCACGCAGGAGACGCUCUCCAUCAUCUGAGUUUCGAAGAAAGAAAUCCCCAUCUGUAACGAGAAAAAGACGCUCCCGUUCCACAUCUGUCUCCCGCAGAAGACGUUCCCGGUCUGCUUCGCAAAGGAAGCGCUCCUGUUCUCCUGCUGCUGCCAGAAAAAGAAGGUCCAAGUCUAAAUCUCCAUCAAAAUCGCCAACAGGCAAACAAUUGAAGUCUGAUCGAUCUCGGAGUCCCUCACAGAGUGAGGUGUCACGUAAGAGGAAAUCACGAUCUUCAUCAAGAGACAAGAAAACUGAUGAAAAGAGAAGAAAAAGGUCUAGCUCUAAAGAUUCUUCUAAAGACUUCUACAGCAUCAAACAAAGGCGGAAAAGUCGAACACCUCCAAGACGGAAAAAGUCAAGAUCUCCUAGCCGGAGAGGAAGCGUGUGCAAAUCUCCAGUGAGGAGGAGACGUUCAAGAUCACCUGUAAGAAGGAAGAGUUUCAGCAGGUCUCCCAUACGGCGAAAGCGAUCAAGAUCUAGGGAUAAGUCUUUGGACUCUGUCAGAUCACCAAAACGUCUCACAGAUCUUGACAAGGCCCAGCUUCUGGAGAUUGCCAAAGCCAACGCUGCCGCCAUGUGUGUUAAGGCAGGUGUUCCUUUACCAGCAAGCUUGAAGCCUGCUACACCUGCUGCACCAACGGACGACAAGAAUCCCCAUCGGACGUAUGGUGUGACCAUACAGGAACUUACUGAGAAAUGCAAACAAAUUGCUCAGAGUAAAGAAGAUGAUGUGAUUGUAAAUAAACCUCACGAUUCUGAUGACGAGGAAGAAGACCGACCUUUUUAUAAUCAUCCAUUUAAAGUCAGUGAACACAAACCAAUUUCCUUUAGUUUACUGAAUCCUAGCCUGAAACCAGCUCCCAAAACCCAGGUAACUUUGACUAAGGAGUUCCCAGUGUCCUCUGGUUCUCAGCACCGGAAGAAGGAGUCUGAUAAGGUGUAUGGAGAAUGGGUCCCAGUUGAUAAAAAUACAGAAGAAAGCAAGGAUGAUGUCUUCACAAACACAGGUCCUUCACAGCCAGUGGAUAUCACCUCUGCAAUGAACGAACGUGCGGUCGCCCAGACCAGGCUUACAGGAAAUCCAUAUGACAUUGAAGCCUUGUACAUGCUGAACCGUGCGCAGGAGCAGAUUGAUGCCUGGGCUCAAUCUACAUCGAUUCCUGGACAGUUCACCGGAAGCACCGGAGCACAAGUCCUAUCGGCAGAGGAAAUCAGCAACAGUGGCCCUCAAGCCUGGCUUAAAAAGGAUCAGUUUCUGAAGGCUGCACCUGUCACCGGAGGGCGCGGUGCCCUGCUCAUGAGAAAAAUGGGCUGGAAGGAAGGAGAAGGGCUCGGGAGAAAUAAUGAAGGAAACGUCGACCCAAUUCUUCUCGAUUUUAAAACUGACCGCAAAGGUUUGGUAGCAGAUGGGGAAAAAGCUUCUAACAAACUGGCUCUGCCCGCAAUGAAGGAUCUGUCUGGAAAACAUCCCAUCUCUGCUCUGAUGGAGCUCUGCAACAAGAAGAAAUGGUCACCUCCAGAAUUUGAGCUUGUUGACGACACCGGACCCGAGCACCGCAAACGAUUUCUUUUUAGGGUAACUGUAAAUGGAGUAUUAUGUCAACCAAGUCAGCCCAGUCUUACCAAGAAGCUUGCCAAGGCUACGGCGGCCGCCACCGCCCUCCAGGCCCUGGGGGCGUUACCGAAGGAGAGCAUGACCUCAACAAGCAACUUCUGCAGCGCCUCAACCAGCACCUUGUAGGUCUAUAGAGGAGUAAAACAGUGCAACACACGGAUGUGAGGAAACUCUACCUAUAGCUGACUGUUUUUAUAAUUGCAUGGAAUUAAUGUGUUUUGUUUCCAAGGCAGAGUCUGUGGCUUUUUGUAGUUAAUGGCUUGUUUGGGUUAUAAUUGCUUCCUUGUUUGUGUAAGGAACGUCGACCUUUAUACUUUAUACUUCCUUCGAUUUUCUGGUGGAACAGCUUUGUCGGGACUACGGUUUAUGUUUGGUAAACUCGCCAUAGAUUUUUCUCACGGUGGGUGUGGUGAAGGCACCAGGGUUGCACCUUCCAGCCAUGUUACAAGAUGCCAAAACCAGGUAUGAGGAGCAAGGAUUGUUUUAUGCAUACCCAGCUAGCAUGAUGCAAACACGUAUUUGUAAUAUAAUUUGUGUCUCUUAGAGCAGUACUGUCCAGCUGUGGUAAAAGUACAACUCCCAGCAUGCCUUGACAGCUGGAAGUUGUAGUUUCACCACAGUAUGGAGACCACUGCUCCAGACAGCUUCCCUUCAUACUCCCCAAGAGCUGAUGGUAAGGUAACCGGCAAAGCCCUCCGUCCUUCCAGGUUGUUGUUUUUUUUUUGUUUUUUUUUGUGCCUGUGUUUCGUUUGUGAUUUUAUACAUGAAUCUGUACGGAUCUUUAUAGCUUCAGCAGAGGAGCUAAAUCUAUCUUGGCCAGAAACGUGGUCUGCAAGAGAUCAAAUGUUGUGUAAUUGUAAAUAAAUCU